Molecule: messenger RNA, 1702 nt
Organism: Opisthorchis viverrini
Lineage: Eukaryota; Metazoa; Platyhelminthes; Trematoda; Opisthorchiida; Opisthorchiidae
Exons: 15
Coding region: 149-1702 (517 amino acids)
Molecular function (GO): lipid binding
Source: RefSeq, a predicted model, not a curated record
UGUGGCGUAAUUUUGUAUGCUGUGCUCAGUUAUUCCUCCUUUGGGUUCCUAACAUUCUCGCUGUACGCCAACUCGAGCUGGACUUUUGGAAGUUGAUUCAUCGAAUGUUUCAAUUGGGCUAACUCGUUCUGUUCCACGUCGAAGCGUGAUGAGUCUGAACAGCGAUUUUCUACCCUCAGCCAACCGGCCUGGUGACUAUCCGUUUGGGCAGUUGUUUGGACGGUCAGAUCUUAAUAUCGCCGCUUCAACUUCAGUCAUCGAGGGCCUUCCAGACGAACAAAGAACUUCUCCUGUCCGGCGCACUUUCCUACUGCUGAUGCUUUUUGACCUCCUGCUUUGUUUCAUUUUAUGGAUAAUAUAUGUUCAGCAAAGCCUUUCUGAUGGGGACAUCAUCAAAGCUCUACGUGAAGAAGUGGUUGGCUAUACAAUAAAAACGUCACUUUUCGAUACAGUGAUGCUGGCUGCCGGGCGUUUCUUGGUCAUCGAAAUAAUCUACGGAGCUUUCCUAGUCUUAACCCCCUGGUGGUCAGCCGGCGUUACCGGUGUUAAUUCCGCUAUCUUUGUGGCCAAAUGUUUCGUUUUUGAUUUCCAACAGCCAAAAAAGAACUCAAUAGGUCUGGCUUACGUGCUGAUCAUUGCAGCUUUGAUUCUGACAUGGAUUGAAACGAGCUUUCUCAUUUACCGUGUGAUUCCACAAGAAAAAGCGGCUGCACACGUGGCCUCCUGUUUGGCACUAGAAGAACCGGAUGAGAGGCAAAGUCUUCUUAGUGGCUUUCGGGGAUCGCGACGUGUGUUUUCCACUUACAGUACCAGUGUGGCCGGCUACUUUACUCCUGUAGGCCCGUUAUUUUCACCAAUCGCUGGCCGCGUGGCUCCUAAGAUGGUCGUCGAUCGCGAAGCCGCUGUUGAUAUCGCCGCCAUGCUCAGUCGAGCCGGAUUGCUGCAUUCUGAAGUUUGGUACUUGCAUGGGCUCGAAGCAUGGGGACAAGAUCCGGCAACUCCUGAUGAGGUCUCUGUUCGUAGCGCCCAUCUACCUGGCUACAGAACAAAGGUGUUCCGUAUGGAGGCGACGUUGGACGCAUCUCCCCGAGUUGUGCACAAUGAGCUCGUCUACAAUCUGCAAGGAACAUCCUCCUGGAAUCCUACAAUUGACUACAUCGAGUGCUUACAAUCGUUUCCCUCCGAAAACAUCGACAUUGUACACAAUGUCUUGCAUUCCGUUUAUGGAGGUACAAUAUCUCCAAGGGAUUUCGUCCUACUCAGGCAUUGGGGCGAACAUGACGAAUGUUAUUAUUUAGGUAUCACUUCCGUGGAACAUCCCAAAUGCCCACCGAUGAAGAACUGUGUCAGGGCUGUACAACCAAUAAGCGCCCUCAUAUUGGAAAACAUUCCACAAGAACCGAGUCGAUGCAAACUUGUUUGGAUCAUAACUUUCGAUUUGAAGAUGAAUGCGGAGCUGCGGAACUUGGUCUGCUCCGUCCAACAACAUGUUAAAUCACUUCAUGGUCGGGACCCAACCGCCCAUCCGUUUGAUACACUCCCUGUCCCGUCGGUUGUUAAACCUCGCCGCAAAAGACGCAGGCCUAAGAGGACCGCUACUGCACAUCUGACAAUAACGCGAGAGGAGACCUCUCAAGACCCGAGCACGAAUGACGAGCUCUCUUCGCAAGAUGAUCGAUCCCGUCUCCUACCACACGAUUGA